Motacilla alba alba is the source of this 6319-nucleotide messenger RNA. RefSeq names its product WD repeat containing planar cell polarity effector (gene WDPCP). Gene Ontology annotation, biological process: establishment of protein localization; nervous system development; cilium organization. NCBI's taxonomy places the organism in Eukaryota, Metazoa, Chordata, Aves, Passeriformes, Motacillidae. The coding region runs from base 3072 to 5423 and encodes 783 amino acids. The record is from RefSeq and is a predicted model, not a curated record. Gene Ontology annotation, cellular component: axonemal basal plate. The transcript has 20 exons. Gene Ontology annotation, molecular function: protein binding.
CACCUAACUUUUUAUUUUUGUAGUCUUUCCGUUUCUUCUGGAAUGUUCAUUCCUAAAUACCUCAUAAGUUUCCUUGCCUGUUGAAAUUUCAAGAACUCUGCUAAAUGUGUUUUCUUUGUCGGUGGUUUCUUUCCCUAUAGCUAUUUUUGCUUAGAAUUUGUCUUGAUUUCAGACACGUUUUCCAAGAGGUCAGCUACUGUUUUUUUACUAUAGAUGAGAUUGACAGCUGGAGGUUCUUUACCAUAAUUAUUGCUUGAAUUGUCCUGUAAGUUGGAGUUUUUUGUGUUUUGGCAGGGCAGGGAUGUGUGUUUGUGUUAGUACCUCUUCUGCCUGUUCUUUGGGUUUGAUGUAUUAGAAACUUUCAAAGACCAGAGUUUAUUGUGGUGGUGUUACAGGUGCAAGCUGAGAAAUCAGCCUGUCUUCUUUUGUGACUGUGGCUUUCAAGGCUUUUAAGUUUUUUUAAGGGCAAUUCUGUGUUGCAAAGAAGAAAAAAUAGCAAUUACCUUGUAGUGAACACUGACAUCUCCCCUCUCUGUUUGCGCUGACCAUGUGUUACCACAUGCAUGGCUCUGGGAGAUUGGGAAUUACCAGCAAAAUCCCAGCGAUGGCUGCUAUGGAAGAACACAAGUACAUGGGAACACUGUAACACAUUUAAGAAUUAUUUCCUUUUAAUCCAUAGAAAGUGUCACAAUUUUCAUAAGUUUCAUAACUUCCCUGAAGUGAUGGUGGGUUGCUUUUUUUUUUUUUACUUUUUUCAAAUGGCAUGUGGUAACUCAGGUUGAGCAAAAACCUUGGCCUGGAGCAGAAAGUUGCAAAGUCCUUUAUAUUUGAUAGAUUUUUUUCUUUCUAUUUUUUAAAGUAUAAAUUCUAAAUACUCUUGUCUGCUUAGGAUUAUCUUAAUAACAAAUAAGCGGUACAGUUCUUGGGAAUCUUUUUUUCAAUGCUCUUUUCUUGUACCUCACUUGAUUUACGCAGCGCCUCUGUCACUCCAGUGAGAGAAUGACCAUAAUUAUUCUAACAAAGUUUCUAAACUUGAUAAGUUUCUAAACAUAGACUCCACUGUGCUCAAGGUAAGAGCCACCAUUUAUUAUGAGUUCCUCAUUUGGAACAUCCUCUUCUGGACAUUGCUGAUGAAGUACAGUCCUAAUUCUUUAAUUUUUAAUAUCAUGAGCCACUAAGGCAGUCUUUGUUCUCCCAAUGUUGCCACAUAAGAAGCCUUCCCAAACAUAGUGCUAUGCCUCUUCCAAAAAAGUGGAUUUUUGGAGGGUUUUCCCCACUUUCCACCUGCCUUCACAAUAUUUUCUCCCUCUUUCUAUGCAUGAUUAGUGAGACAAAGGAGGAUUUGAGUGUUGUGCAGGGGUAGUCAAUUUGACUGGCAGUGAGAAGUGACAUUUGCAUUUACAGUGUGUAUUUAGUGGCUUGGGAUGACAGCCUGGAAGUUCCCCGUCUCAAAAUGUUUGCUGGCACGUGUACUGAGUUUGCUUUAAAAAAUGGUAAUAAAAUAAGUCUUCCUUAAUUUUAGAAGUCUUUUCACUUCAGGUAAGUUUUGGUGACAUCUAUAUUUUUUCUCUUGUUUUGGUGACAAUGGUGUUAAUAUCAAUGUCGUUUAUAUCAAGGCUUACUGGAUAUUGAUUCUAUUGGAAUAAAUUUUAAAGUUAACCUUGUGUUGGGAAUAAUUUCUAUUUAAAUUGCAUAAAAAUCAGUCUUUGUUGUAACUUGGAGACAAAAAAUAUAUUGAGAAAGCUUUGAACAGACUUUCUGAUGCAGGGCCAGCUAUAUCAGUUUGUGAUUAGAUGAAGUGCCAUGGAUUUAUUAAUGGGACUGGUAAGAGGAGUAUUGUUAUUGCAAUAUUGAAUUUAAACUUUUAUCUCAUUGUUCUCAUUGGGCAAAAUUAUUGUAGCAGAUUUGAGAAUGGGAAUUUCACCCCACGAUUUUGUUUUCUAUAAAUAUAAAAGCAUGCAGGUGUUUACAGGCAAGCAAACGUGUCUCCAUAUAAAACAUGGGUUUAUGAGAGACAUAAGAACUGUGUAGUAUGAACGGGUAUUUUGAGGCUUAAACUGCAACCAAGCAAAAAUGUGCAGCCUUCCCCUUUUGUCUAUAAUAGGGUCGACAUUGGGAGCCAUGAUCCCUUUGAUCUUUACAUAAAACAGAUGAAAAUGCAUAAAUUGCGUCUAAUCAGAGAUGAAUUAAAGGAAAAUAGCCUCCCGGAGGACAAAGCACCCCAGGCACCCAUCAACAGCCUUACCAAAUGACAGACCUAGAGGAGACUUCAAAGCUGCAAACACAACUGCCAGUGAAAUCCACCAAGAAUCAAGAUGCCAUUAUUAAAAAAAUAUAAAAUUCACAGUUUACAAGUGCCCAGAACUCUCUCUUUAAGAGGAAGUGCCAGAAACACACUACAUGGACUUGCUUUUUAAGUCACUAAAUGUUCUUUUUCUUUUAGGAGACUUGAUAAAGGCAAUACUUGCUUGUUUAAUUUAGUCCAAAAAUGUGCUCAGGCAUUACAAACAUUGGUAAUUUUAGUGUCAGGUAGGGUUCAUUCCAUUUGAGUGGCAUAUUGUUUAGAAGCUGAAGUAUAUGUUUUAGUGGAAGCAGAUCAGAGCUUUAUUGUAAUUUCUUCCUUGGUUGUCAUCUUCAUUUGUCCCUGUGAACACAAGCAUGGUUAACAUUCCUCAAAUUGCAGAAGAAGAAGGAAAUGUAAGUCUUAGGUUUGGUUUUGGAAGGGAGGGAAGGAAGAUUUGAGGCAAUAAUUUUAUUAUGAGCAUUUUCUCUCUGUGGAACAAAGAAUAACUUCAUCCCAAGUUAAAUGAGAAUUCAGAUCGUCUUCUAGCUCAGGACAGAUGCAUAAAAUUGGGUAUUAUACUUGAUGUAUUCCAGCCUGAUCUCCAAGAAGAGUAUUCAAAGGAAGGCAAAGAAUGGUCACAAGCACUCAGCAAAGAAAUCUGCCACCUCAAGUCUUUGUUAAAGCCAGCCUGUGGAGAUGGUGAUUCUGAAAAUACACCUCCUGGAGAAGUUGAUACAUCUUUGCACUAAUUUUCUGAUUCAAGUGCUAAGUCUCCAUAUAUCACCAGAUGUCCUUCUGCCUGACUGAGAUGUUUCUAUGGUCUUUGAAGACCAACUUACGUAUUAGAGAUGAAGACAUUGGGAUCCACCAGUACUGUGACAAGAAACAACCAGCAUCACAGAUGAAGUACAGUUACUUAGAAGACAAGCAAAAGCUAGCAGAAUCUCGAGAUUAUCCUUGGAUCCUGAAAACCAAGCGAGUGGACAAACUGCGAGAUGCACUCAAGGAGGUGGAGGACUUAAUGCAGAACAGUCCGUGUGUGCUGAGCAAAUGGAAGAACAAACAUACCUGUCAGCUCCUCUUUCACUCAGGUAUUUUGGUGUCCCUAAGCCUUUCUGGGCCACAGCUGGAGAAGGUGGUGAUUGACAGGACCCUGGUGGGGAAGCUCAUCUCCGACACCAUCAGUGAUGCUGUUCUUACAGACAAUUUCAUCAUCUUGUCAUUUGAGGACUAUAACCAACUCUGCUUUAUUCAGUUUACAAAGACGAUGGAUUCUCCCGAUGUAAACAAAAGACUGGAAAAAAUCUCUUGUUUGGACUCUAAGAUUUCUUAUGUUGAUAUACUUGGACCAGAAGGUAGAAGGAUGAAACGUCACCUGGCAAUAAACUGUAUGCAAGAUCUGGUCAUUUGCUGGUGGUCAGCAACCAGUGAUGGAGCAUGGCCUUGGUCUCCUAUUUCCUGUCAGAGGGACAGAGCCAACCUAUUGCUAUUAGGCUGUGCACAUGGCAAAUUGGAGGUGCUGAGUUACGUCCGCACGGAGUGGGAACCCCUGGAUGCCAGGUUCAGCUCUGUCCAGCCCCAGCAGGUGCUGACAGUGGAGCACUCAGUGUCCGCAGCCAAGGAGCCCAUGGUUGACAGCUGUGUCUACAAGUGCGUCAGGAACCGAAUCCAGUGCGCCGCCGUCACCAGGGUCCCCCUGCGAGCCAGGGCCAUCAGCUGCUGCAGGGAUGUGACUGAAGACAAACUGGUGCUGGGCUGUGAAGACUCCUCAGUAGUUCUGUUUGAAGCCUACAGCCAAGUGACUCUGUUAGCCCAAGCAGAGCUGCUCCCUGCUGUAAUAACCUACCACCCUUCCGGAGCCGUGCUGGUGGUUGGCAGCUCUCAAGGGGAGCUACAGCUUUUUGACACAGCACUGUCCCCAAUGAAAAUUCAGCUCUUGGCACAGGACUAUUCACCUGAGGCAACUCUGCAAUUCAGUAAACACUGUGACGUGCCCACCAGCCUCAUCCAGAUCCAGUGGGCUGCUCCUCCAGGUGCAUUUCCCAGUCCUGACAGCAUGGAUAUUCACGAUCUUUUGUUGGUUAGAUUUGAUAAAGGACCCUUGGGAGUGCUUCACUUUAAACUUGGUGUGCUCACAAGAGGACAACUAGGCCUUGAGGAAAUCAUCCACCAGUACAUUCGUUAUGAUAUGAUACAGGAGGCAAUUAAUGUCCUCAGCACCAUGAACUGGAACACGAUGGGUCAGCGGUGCUUUGUCUGCCUGAGUGCCAUUUGCAACCACCUCCUUAAACAAAAGCUUACACCAGCCAGAGAAGCACAGCUUGAGGCAAGCCUUGGAACCUUUUAUGCUCCAACAAGGCCUCUCUUAGACAGAACUGUGCUGGAGUACAGGGACCCCAUCAGUAGAUAUGCAAGAAGGUUCUUCCACCACCUGCUCAGGGUAACCCAGCCAGCUGAUCCAGGGAAGCCAGGUGAUGUUAUGCUUUUGGAUUUCAGUAAAGCUUUUGAUGCUGUCUCUCCUGGGAUCCUUCUGGACAAAUGUUCAUCCCCCAGCUGGAUAAACACAUCCUGGGAUGGGUAUCAGAGGUUUGAAAAAGCAUUUCUGCUUGCUGUUGACAUCGGUGCUCGGGACCUGUUCAUGGACAUCCAUUACCUUGCUCUAGAUAAGGGUGAAUUGGCACUAGCUGAAGUGGCAAAGAGAAAGGCUAAUGACAUUGAUGCGGAAUCAAUAACUACUGGAAUUGAACUUCUGGGGCAGUCAGAUGAAGAAGACCCAUCUUGUGAAACUUUCCCUGACCAAUCUCCAGAGCAGGGAGGAGGGUGCAACCUGCCUGCUCCCGGCCCUGCUGACAGACCACCAACGCAGAGCUGCUCCCACCGACCCACUAGCCGCAGACAAACAGAGGACACUGAGCCUGGAGCGGAUGGCCACACCACCUCCCUGAUCAAGAAAACCUUUUCCAGCAACCAGGAAGGAGACUGGAGACAGCAGGUCUCUCCAAAUUGUGCACUUUGGGCUGGUGUGACUGAGCUGCCAAAGCAGAGAAGAGGAAACCUCACCGAGGUGGUGAAGUCCUUCGGCAAACUUCCAGCCAGCCCUGGAUAUGACCACUGGCAGAUGACAAAACACCAGGCUUAGAAAGUACCCUGUUCUUAGACCUACAAAUUAUUUCUGAGUUCAUAUUGACAUGUCCAUGCACAAAGUGCCCUGUGUUGUGGAGAGCAACUUGGUGAUAUUUUCAUCAAAGGCAUCAAAAAAGCAAGUAAUUGCUGAUCCCCAUUUACUGGACAAACUCAGUGCUGAAAAAUUUGGUGGGGUUUCUUGGAUGAAUCCAUAAGCUUUUCAGGAGAAAGUCUGUAAUUCUCUAUGCAUUAUAUGUUUUUACAAUCUUCACUUGGAAGCAGAUUUGAAUUUCCACUUAAGGCUCUGAAAACCGUCCUAUUGAGAUACCAGCAGAUAAGAUCUUCACUCAGGAUACCUCUGUGAAAGAGCAGCCUUUCACAGUCAGCAGCAUUUUUCAAAGAAUGCUCUCAAUUUUCAUAUCUAGAUAUAUCAUCUUAGUUGAAUAACCAUUAUUUUGCCUUGAAAAAAAGAUGCGGAGCCUCUUAAGCAUCAUUCCAUUGGAGUCCAGAUUUUAAUCUCCCUCCUCUAACCACAAAGAGAAAAUGCACUGAGAAGGGGGACCUCUGCCAGCCCUCUCUGUUUUUUUCUGGUAGUGAAGAGGGGCAAGCAUCAUCACGGGUCCUUCCUCCCGCCACCUGAUGGAGCACAGAGUGUACGGGCACGGAUGUUUUGUGCUCUGUCAUGGGCACAUGUGUGGGUUAAUCUUGAGCUUUUUGGGGAGCACUGGGUGGUUGAAACCCAAAGCCAGCGAGCUUCUUGAAGUUGAUUUUAUGCAGUGAACAAAUCUGUACAAUGGACUGAAAAUGAAGGCACAAUGUAAAAAAAUUAAAAAAAAACAAAACCCACAAGCCGUUAGAAGUAUUUCAUUAACAAAAAUUCUGCUUUUAUGCAAAUAAAAUUUUUACAGUCCA